Musca vetustissima is the source of this 552-nucleotide messenger RNA. Its product is annotated as myosin regulatory light chain sqh. Gene Ontology annotation, biological process: locomotion; post-embryonic development. Gene Ontology annotation, molecular function: myosin heavy chain binding; calcium ion binding. The coding region runs from base 22 to 546 and encodes 174 amino acids. NCBI's taxonomy places the organism in Eukaryota, Metazoa, Arthropoda, Insecta, Diptera, Muscidae. The transcript is spliced from 2 exons. The record is from RefSeq and is a predicted model, not a curated record. Gene Ontology annotation, cellular component: myosin II complex; cytoplasm.
UUUUUUUUUCUUAGAUCAAACAUGUCUUCUCGCAAAACAGCCGGUCGCCGUGCCACAACCAAGAAGCGUGCCCAACGUGCCACCUCUAAUGUAUUUGCUAUGUUCGAUCAGGCACAAAUUGCCGAAUUUAAGGAGGCCUUUAAUAUGAUCGAUCAAAACCGCGAUGGUUUCGUUGAGAAGGAGGAUUUACACGAUAUGCUCGCGUCUUUGGGCAAAAAUCCCACAGAUGAAUAUCUGGAAGCAAUGAUGAACGAAGCUCCUGGCCCAAUUAAUUUCACUAUGUUCUUAACCCUGUUUGGAGAACGGUUGCAAGGCACAGAUCCCGAAGAUGUCAUCAAAAAUGCAUUUGGUUGUUUCGAUGAAGAAAAUACUGGUGUGAUUCCCGAGGAUCGUUUGCGUGAGCUUCUCACAACCAUGGGCGAUCGUUUUACAGACGAGGAUGUUGACGAAAUGUAUCGCGAAGCUCCCAUCAAGGGUGGUCUGUUUGAUUAUAUCGAAUUUACCAGAAUUCUGAAACAUGGCGCUAAAGACAAGGAUGAACAAUAAGAACAG